Penicillium nucicola is the source of this 2430-nucleotide messenger RNA. Its product is annotated as putative Rho guanyl nucleotide exchange factor. Gene Ontology annotation, biological process: intracellular signal transduction; regulation of GTPase activity. NCBI's taxonomy places the organism in Eukaryota, Fungi, Ascomycota, Eurotiomycetes, Eurotiales, Aspergillaceae. Gene Ontology annotation, cellular component: cytoplasm. The transcript is spliced from 6 exons. The record is from RefSeq and is a predicted model, not a curated record. Gene Ontology annotation, molecular function: guanyl-nucleotide exchange factor activity. Bases 1 to 2430 code for a protein of 809 amino acids.
AUGGAGGAUGAGAUCGAGGUCGAGAUCGAGAAGCAAGCACUGCUCGAUGGAUCCGCGAAGAGGCUCCAAGACACUGAGCUAGUGAAUCCAACCGAAAGACAGUCUCGUCCGUUCAAAAAAUGGAUGGAUAGCUUCAAAGGGCGCAGACAUGGAUCCCCGACCUUCAAGCGACGAUACGUGGAAGGCUGGUCGGAAACAUCAUCUCAUGGCUCGCAGAGCCAACAGUCGAAUGUGUCCGACUUGUCGCAACUUGGAACCGUGAAGACCACAACAACAAGCAUCGAGAGCCAGAGUCUGGCCAGGUCCAGAGGAGGCACACCGAGUGUAGCGAACCAGAGCCUGAUGUCCGAUGUGCGUGAUUCCGACGAAAGCCCGCGACCAGUCUCCAGUCUAUACGUCGAUGAAGCUUCCGAGGCACGGGCAAUCAAACGACGCCAUGUUCUGCGAGAGGUAAUUGUUACAGAGUCUGACUAUGUGCAGGGUCUUAAAGCCCUUGUGGGAGUUCUUACAAUCUUUAGCGCACGGCAUGAGAUAUCUCACAACAUCCAAGAGAUACUUGGAUUGCAUGAGCAAUUCUUGAUCCAGCUUCAAACGAUCUCGCCCAUGUCGGAGCCUCAUGUCGAACAGGCUGGUCUGUCAGAGCUUGCAUCCCGAGGAAUUUCAAAGCGCCUUGGGACCAUUGACUUGGGUAGUUUGAAGGGACUACAGCACCGAUCAUUGAGAGCUCGAACACUCAAAGCAUCUAUCAGCCAGCGCCUCAAGGUGCUCACUGCAGAGCCAAGAGAAGCACUUGAAGUUGCACGGGUAAUCGAACAUUUGUCCCUCUCAUUCUCUGCAUAUGACAGAUUUUGCAGCAACUAUGAGCUUCUUACACAGGACGUUGCUCUUCUACGUCGGUCAAUUGCCAAUUGGACAGUUUAUGACCAGGGGAUCGAGGCACUAUCCAAAUCAGUUGCGUCUACGGACCGACGGAGACAGGAGGAGAAAAGAUCAAUGACUUUGAAUGAUUUGUUGAUAAAGCCUAUUCAACGUAUCUGCAAAUAUCCCCUCAUGCUACAAGAUCUGCUCAGAGCCACACCAGUCGGUGAUUGUCCGUCUUCGCAUGAUGGGAUUCGACAGAUUUUGGAGAGUUUGCGCACGUUAGUUACAAAGAUCAAUUCCGCGACUGGAAAUCCGGUAAAUAAAGAUCGCAUUCACAAAACGCUAAUUCUCCAGCGCAAAGUGGAGAUUCCACCGUCGAGCGCUCUUGAUGGUAUAUACAAGGACCUCGGCCCUAUGAUACUCUGUGGUGUUCUGCAUGUUACAUACCAAACACCUGAAACGACCACUGGUGAUUUCAUGGUUUGCAUUCUUUUCAAUCACUAUCUUCUUCUGGCCAAAGGAAUUGAUGACCUGCAUAGACUGGAAGCAGUGGCUUGUGUUUCUCUAGACUACGUCAAGAUUGAUACAGUUCAGAAUGGGCAAGGUCUGUAUUGCUAUGGAUGUCUUUUUUCAUGGAAGUUACAGUUUCAAGAAAAAGAUAACUACGAAUUUGUCCUCAGUGCAUCAUCGGCUGUGGAAGAAAAGCAGUGGAAUACCGAGAUUCUCAAGGCCUCGGCCGCUUUGGUUGAACCGGGCCAACAUGGCACGAGAGAGGCCAAUAAAUACUCUUUCUUGGCCCUUCGUUUAGCACCUCUCAAUCGUGUCCAGUACGCAGUCUCAUCUCUGGCUCGAAGAUCCUCCAUGGACUCCAUGUCACUUGCACGCAGGUCCCAUGUUCGGCAUGUGAUCAUCAAAAAAACGCACCGUCCGCGCAACGCUGAAGAGACAGCUGCACCAGUCGAGGGUGAGAUUGAACGGCCCCUGAUUCCAGUUUCGCCUACCGCGAUAGUUUUCACAGCUCGACGCAUUGAUCGUAUCCGAUUGGAGCGUCUGAUUGCAGACGUUUACACCAAGGACCUUCUCCCAUUGCCCGGAAUGGUUCUCGGGCGAGGCGAUCUCUUUCGACGUGGAUCGAUCAUGAGACGACUGAGUCUUCAUACUGGGUUCACCAAGCGGUCGAAUUCUGUCAGAACCUCACGUUCGGGGCUUGCUACCAGUGAUUUCGAUUCGAACGAUGAGGAGGAAGGGAAAGAUGUUGCAGGCAGCAGCGAAGCUUUUGAUGACAAGGAUAUCGAGUUCAAAUCACUCCCGGCACCUGUAACUCCGCGACGAUCGAGAACACUCCGGUUCAGAGGGUCGCCUAAAAAGUCCCCCAAGCCUCCCAAGUCGCCCAAAUCGCUCAAGUCACCCAAGUCCCCUAUGUCGAGUCCAUCCUCUCACAGUGAAAAGCGAUGGAGCCAAGAUGCGAGCUCCGAGGCCCCAUCUUCACCCAAGAAAUGGUCGACUCCGAUGAAUUUGUUCAGUAUCUUGGCGCCAAAGAAGUCACGCAAGCCCCACUUCCAUGAGUGA